AUGACUUCCACAGACCCGAAGUCCCUGUUCGGCAUGCCCGGCUUCAUGGUCGACUUCUUGAUGGGUGGUGUCUCCGCCGCCGUCUCGAAGACCGCCGCUGCCCCCAUCGAGCGUGUCAAGCUCCUCAUCCAGAACCAGGAUGAGAUGCUGAAGUCCGGCCGUCUCGACCGCAAGUACGAUGGCAUCGCCGAGUGCUUCAGGCGUACCUCCCAAUCUGAGGGUGUCCUUGCCCUGUGGCGUGGUAACACUGCCAACGUCAUCCGUUACUUCCCCACCCAGGCCUUGAACUUCGCUUUCCGCGACACCUACAAGGCGAUGUUCGCUUUCAAGAAGGAGCGUGACGGUUACGCGAAGUGGAUGGCCGGUAACUUGGCCUCCGGUGGUGCCGCUGGUGCCACUUCCCUCCUCUUCGUCUACUCCCUCGACUACGCCCGUACCCGUCUUGCCAACGACGCCAAGUCCGCAAAGAAGGGUGGUGAGCGUCAGUUCAACGGCCUGGUAGAUGUCUACAAGAAGACCCUCGCCACUGACGGUAUUGGUGGUCUCUACCGUGGUUUCAUGCCCUCCGUUGCUGGUAUCGUCGUCUACCGUGGUCUGUACUUCGGUAUGUACGACUCGAUCAAGCCUGUCCUCCUCACCGGUUCCCUCGAGGGUAACUUCUUGGCUUCGUUCGCUCUCGGAUGGGCUGUCACCACUGGUGCCGGUAUCGCUUCCUACCCCCUUGACACCAUCCGUCGCCGCAUGAUGAUGACCUCCGGUGAGGCCGUCAAGUACAACGGUACCAUGGAUGCUGCCCGCCAGAUCGUUGCCGCUGAGGGUGUUAAGUCGCUCUUCAAGGGUGCUGGUGCCAACAUUCUCCGUGGUGUUGCCGGUGCCGGUGUCCUGUCCAUCUACGACCAGGCCCAGCUCAUCCUCUUCGGCAAGAAGUUCAAGGGUGGAUCCGGUUAA
Messenger RNA from Dothidotthia symphoricarpi CBS 119687, 948 nucleotides. RefSeq names its product mitochondrial carrier. Gene Ontology annotation, biological process: mitochondrial ATP transmembrane transport; mitochondrial ADP transmembrane transport. The coding region runs from base 1 to 948 and encodes 315 amino acids. NCBI's taxonomy places the organism in Eukaryota, Fungi, Ascomycota, Dothideomycetes, Pleosporales, Dothidotthiaceae. The record is from RefSeq and is a predicted model, not a curated record. Gene Ontology annotation, cellular component: mitochondrial inner membrane. The transcript has 5 exons. Gene Ontology annotation, molecular function: ATP:ADP antiporter activity.